Molecule: messenger RNA, 961 nt
Organism: Ceratotherium simum simum (southern white rhinoceros)
Lineage: Eukaryota; Metazoa; Chordata; Mammalia; Perissodactyla; Rhinocerotidae
Source: RefSeq, a predicted model, not a curated record
GCGUGCUGCGUCACCGCCGCGCGCCGGAAGUGACUGCAGCGGUCUCCAGGGACCCCGGAAGUGUCCGCUGCGGCAGGCUGUUGCUGACUGACUCUUGGCUUAGCGAUGGGUUGCGACGGGGGAACAAUCCCCAAGAGGCAUGAACUGGUGAAGGGGCCGAAGAAGGUUGAGAAGGUUGACAAAGAUGCUGAAUUAGUGGCCCAAUGGAACUAUUGUACUCUAAGUCAGGAAAUAUUAAGGCGACCAAUAGUUGCUUGUGAACUUGGCAGACUUUAUAACAAGGAUGCUGUCAUUGAGUUUCUGUUGGACAAAUCUUCCGAAAAGGCUCUUGGGAAGGCAGCAUCUCACAUUAAAAGCAUUAAGAAUGUGACAGAACUAAGGCUUUCUGAUAAUCCCGCCUGGGAAGGGGAUAAAGGAAACACAAAAGGUGACAAACACGAUGACCUCCAGCGGGCACGAUUCAUCUGCCCCGUCGUGGGCUUGGAGAUGAAUGGCCGACACAGGUUUUGCUUCCUGCGGUGCUGUGGUUGCGUGUUUUCUGAACGAGCCUUGAAAGAGAUAAAAGCAGAAGUUUGUCACACGUGUGGGGCUGCCUUCCAGGAGGAUGACGUCAUCGUGCUCAAUGGCGCCAAGGAGGAUGUGGAAGUGCUGAAGAGCAGGAUGGAGGGGAGACGGCUGAAAGCGAAGCUGGGAAAGGUUUAUAAUCACAUUCCUUGUUGGCUUUUCGUUUUUCCAGCGACAAAUGGAACCUCUUCUGGAAAGGUCGGGAAGGCUCCGUGUGGAGCCGUGAAGAGGUCCAUCGCCGACAGCGAAGAAUCUGAAGCUUACAAGUCUCUCUUCACGACUCACAGCUCCGCCAAGCGCUCCAAGGAGGAGUCGGCCCACUGGGUCACCCACACGUCCUACUGCUUCUGAAACCCACGCGGGCUCGGCUCGGUUUCCGUGUAGACAGGCGGUGUGG